Bipolaris sorokiniana ND90Pr is the source of this 258-nucleotide messenger RNA. RefSeq lists its product as uncharacterized. Lineage: Eukaryota; Fungi; Ascomycota; Dothideomycetes; Pleosporales; Pleosporaceae. The annotation marks the transcript as partial. The transcript has a single exon. The record is from RefSeq and is a predicted model, not a curated record. Gene Ontology annotation, molecular function: nucleic acid binding.
CUACUAAUUAUUAACGGCUAUAAAAGCCACUACUCUAUUAGAUCUUAUAAUCACUAUAAGAAGAAGAAUAUUAUUCUUAUCUAUAUACCUUUAUACUUAUCUUACCUAUUACAGCCUCUUAACGUUACUUAUUUCUCGCCUUUAAAGCGUAAGUAUAGUAAUAUAUUCUUAGGCUUAGCACGUAACCGCACUAACUAUAUUAGUAAGGAGACCUUCCUACUAGCCUUUAAGACUACUUUUAAGCAGUCUAUUAUAUAG